Molecule: messenger RNA, 1813 nt
Organism: Dipodomys ordii (Ord's kangaroo rat)
Lineage: Eukaryota; Metazoa; Chordata; Mammalia; Rodentia; Heteromyidae
Gene: Tm6sf1
Product: transmembrane 6 superfamily member 1
Exons: 9
Coding region: 181-921 (246 amino acids)
Cellular component (GO): lysosomal membrane
Source: RefSeq, a predicted model, not a curated record
UCCUGGACAAUCGUAGGGGUCGCUGCCCUCAUCCUGCUUCUGGUGGCCGUGGUGGCCCGAGUCCUCGUCACGAGAAAGCCGCCCCGGGACCCCCUGUUCUAUGUGUACGCAGUCUUCGGAUUCACCAGCGUGGUGAGCCUCAUCACGGGCCUGGAGCAGGACGGCGUCAUCGAUGGCUUCAUGACACACUACCUGAGAGAGGGCGAGCCCUAUCUGAACACGGCCCACGGGCACAUCAUCUGCUACUGGGACGGCUCGGCCCACUACCUGAUGUACCUGGUGAUGGUGGCAGCCAUCGCCUGGGAGGAGAGUUACAGGACCGUUGGCCUAUACUGGGUUGGAUCCAUUGUAAUGAGCACUGUGGUUUUUGUGCCUGGAAACAUCGUAGAAAUUAAGACUCUUGAAGGCUAUGUUGUUCAAGAGGUACAAGCAAAGGGCCUGCUGAGAAGACCUUGUGACUUGAUGCUGGUCCUGUGUCUCCUUCUGGCCACUGGGUUUUGCCUGUUCAGAGGCCUGGUUGCGUUGGACUGCCCCGCUGAGCUCUGCCGGCUAUACACACAGUUUCAGGAGCCCUACCUAAAGGACCCCGUGGCUUACCCUAAAGUUCAGAUGCUGGUGUACAUGUUCUAUUCUGUCCCCUACUUUGUGAUCGCCUUUUACGGCCUCGUGGUCCCAGGGUGCUCCUGGAUGCGGGACGUGACGCUGAUGCACGCCGGAGGCCUGGCCCAGGCCCAGUUUUCUCACAUUGGUGCGUCCCUCCAUGCGAGAACGGCCUAUGCCCACAGAGUCCCUGACGAAGCAAAAAUUCUCUUUUUAACAUUAAAUAUAGCAUAUGGAGUGCUACCUCAGCUCCUGGCCUAUCGCUGUGUCUACAGACCGGAGUUCUUCGUAAAGACAAAGGCAGAUGAGAAAGUGGAAUAGACCGGCCUUCGAGCUCUUCCUCUCUGGUCACGCCACUCACCGGCCGCACUGCCCAUGAGGGAAACGCCUCGGCCACUUCCUUUCCAGACACAGACACUCAGGCACAGGUGCUCGAUCUUCACUGCCUGUGUGAUCAAACUACAGUAUUGUGCAGGUUAAUUUUCUUCUUUUAUGGAAAACUGAAGCAAUUGGGAAUAGUUGUUUAAAGAAAUACCUCAAAAUUAUCUGUGGAUAAACCUGACCAUAUAUUUCAAUAUUCCAUUUGCACAUAUUAAAUUUUGUGUGAAAAAUUACAAUUUAAUGCCUACAACUGAGCAUAAAAAUGAAGUGAAUAUGGUUGAUGUAUAUAAAAUAAUUCAAAACAGCAGUUGCAGGUUGGAGAUAUAGCUUUUGCAUAUAAAAUGUAUAUGCUUCAUUAUCAACCUCAAUAUAAAAGGCUAUCGGAGUAUUUUAAAACCUUUUUUCAAGGAAAGUACGUUAACUGCUUUAAAAAAUUACUAUUAAAAAUAUUUGUGUGAAUCUAAAUAGUCAAAAUGAGAUAGCCUGUCCUUACCCUUAGUAAAGACUUGGUUUAUUGGUGACGAAAUAUUUCUAUUGUAUUUCUGUGCAUAUUUUUAAUAAAAUUAUUUUUGCCUUUAUGAAAACAAAUGGUGUUAAUUUGAAAUAUAUAUAUCUAUUUCAUAAGCUUUGACUAUUUAACAAAAUCUAUCCUAUAUAGUAUACAUAUAUGUGUAUUAUUGUUCCAAUAAAAAAUGUCUUCUACGUUCAGGUUUUAGUGUGAGCAAUGAAGAAAUCUUUUGAUGAAUUAAGAGUCAUUAAUUUUACUUAUUUAUUUUGGAGGUGCUGGGAUUUGAACUCAGGGCCUCACACUUACUAGGCAGGUGCUCUACCA